Molecule: messenger RNA, 14721 nt
Organism: Fukomys damarensis (Damara mole-rat)
Lineage: Eukaryota; Metazoa; Chordata; Mammalia; Rodentia; Bathyergidae
Gene: Dnah5
Product: dynein axonemal heavy chain 5
Biological process (GO): microtubule-based movement
Cellular component (GO): dynein complex
Molecular function (GO): ATP hydrolysis activity; minus-end-directed microtubule motor activity; dynein light intermediate chain binding
Source: RefSeq, a predicted model, not a curated record
GGACUAAGAUGAGACAGCAGUAAAAGUACCAGACAACAAAGCGACAAGAAGAUUGUAACUCCCAUUCCAGGCUGUAGGAAGCUGGGCGAACUGAAGUGGAAACCUUCUCAAUUGUUAGGAAUUUUCUUUUCUCCUGAAGCCAGGGACACUUAAAAUUGCUCGUUCAAGCAAAUCCAAAUAACUGAAUGUGGCUACAGAUGAUGCCGGAGAGACCGAACAGAAACCUGACGGAAAGCUAAAGCAAUGGCAUGGGGCUUCGAACCCGCUCCGGCGCCGCGGCAGGAGGGAGGAGGGAGUUGGGUCCAGGCGGAGCAUCCUGCGUUGCCAUGGCAACGCCGGGAGCCGCAAACAGCUGGGAGAGGCCGAGGACAGGCGGCUGGAGUGGACUCUGCAGACGGUGCGGCUGGGGACGCCGGCGGCGACAGCAGCGGUGACCCUGCCCUGGGCCAUCGUCACCGCGCCCCAGUCCCGCGGAGCGCCGCCGUCAGGGCCAUGGAGAAGCUGCAAAGACUGAAGGAAGAGAAGGAAGCCAAGCGGGCUCAUUUGGACGGAAGACAUGACUACUUAUUCGCCAUCGUGGCUUCCUGUUUGGACCUGAACAGAAGUGAAGUGGAAGACGCGCUUCUUGAGGGGAAUCAGAUUGAACGAAUUGAUCAACUUUUUGUUGCUGGAGGUCUCCGUCACGUUAUGUUUUACUAUCAGGAUGUGGAGGUAGCAGAAACAGGACACUUUGGCUCUCCAGGAGGGGUAAAUCCUGUGCCUGGAAAGAUUAAGAAACCGAAGGUGUUUGUGACUGAGGGAAAAGAUGUUGCUCUUACAGGAGUCUGUGUGUUUUUCAUUCGGACUGAUUCGUCCAAAGCCAUCACACCUGAGAACAUCCACCGAGAGGUGAGCUUUAACAUGUUAGAUACUGCAGAUGGGGGCCUGCUGAAUAGUGUGCGACGUUUGCUUUCGGACAUCUUCAUUCCUGCUCUCAGGGCCUCGAGUCAUGGCUGGGGUGAGCUUGAGGGCCUUCAGGAUGCACCAAGCAUUCGUCAGGAGUUCCUGAGCUCUCUGGAAGGCUUCGUGAGUGUCCUGUCUGGUGCACAGGAGAGUUUGAAGGAGAAGGUAAACCUUCAAAAGUGUGAUGUGUUUGAACUGAAAACCCUGAAGGAACCCAUGGACUACUUGACUUUAGCUAGUAACCCUGAGACUUUGGAAAAAGUGGAAGGGUGUAUGAAAGUGUGGAUCAAACAGACAGAACAGGUCCUUGCCGAAAACAGUCAGCUGCGGAGGGAAGCAGAUGAUGUUGGGCCCCGAGCUGAGCUGGAGCACUGGAAGAAAAGACUUUCCAAGUUUAACUACCUGUUGGAUCAGUUGAAAAGCCCUGACGUGAGGGCUGUGUUGGCGGUGCUCGCUGCUGCUAAAUCCAAGCUUCUGAAGACUUGGCGGGAGACGGAUAUUCGAAUCACUGAUGCUGCUAAUGAAGCGAAGGACAACGUCAAAUAUUUGUACACGCUGGAGAAGUGCUGCGACCCGCUGUACAGCAGCGAUCCCAUAGCCAUGAUUGAUGCUAUUCCUACACUUAUAAGCGCAAUUAAAAUGAUCUACAGUAUCUCUCAUUACUAUAACACCUCAGAGAGGAUUACAUCUCUCUUUGUAAAGGUGACAAAUCAGAUGAUAUCUGCAUGUAAAGCAUGCAUUACCAACAACGGAACUGCCUCCAUAUGGAACCAGCCACAGGAUGUUGUUAUGGAAAAAAUAUUAUCUGCGAUUAAACUCAAGGAGGAAUAUCAGCACUGCUUUCACAAGACUAAACAAAGACUCAAACAAAAUCCAAGUGAGAAACAAUUUGAGUUCAGUGAGAUGUAUAUUUUUGGCAAAUUUGAAACUUUCCACCGACGCCUUGCCAAGAUAAUGGACAUCUUUAGCACUCUGAAAAUAUACUCAGUAUUACAGGACUCUAAAAUUGAAGGACUGGAUGAUGUGGUCACUAAGUACCAGAACAUCAUUACAACCAUAAAGAAAAAGGAAUAUGAUUUCUUAGACCAAAGGAAAAUGGAUUUUGACCAGGAUUAUGAAGAAUUUUGCAAGCAGACUAAUGACCUUCAUAAUGACUUACAGAAGUUCAUGGAUGUUACAUUUGAAAAGAUUCAAGACACAAAUCAAGCUCUAAGUCUGUUAAAAAAAUUUGAAAGAUUGAGUAUACCUAAUCUGGAUAUUGAUGAGAGAUACUGGCUGGUCCUUGAGAACUAUGGGGCCGACAUUGAUAUGAUUUCAAAGCUGUACAUGAAGCAGAAAUAUGACCCUCCUCUGGCUCGAGAUCAGCCUCCCAUCGCUGGGAAGAUCUUGUGGGCUCGCCAGCUCUUCCACAGGAUCCAGCAACCCAUGCAGCAAUUCCAGCAGCACCCGAUGGUGCUGAGGAUGCCCGAGGCGAAGCCCAUAAUUCGCAGUUACAACAGGGUGGCCAGGGUCCUCCUGGAGUUCGAGGUUCUUUACCACAGGGCAUGGCUUCAACAGAUCGAAGGCAUUCACGUGGGUCUUGAGGCUUCUUUAUUGGUGAAGGCUCCAGACACAGGGGAAUUGUUUGUGAACUUUGAUCCUCAGAUAUUCAUCUUAUUUAGAGAAACAGAGUGCAUGUCACAAAUGGGACUGGAAGUCUCACCAUUUGCAGCUGCCCUCUUCCAGAAACGGCAUAUAUACAAAAAGAACUUCAGCAACAUGAAGAUGAUGCUGGCUGAAUACCAGAGAGUGAAGUCAAAAAUACCUGCUACUAUUGAGCAACUGAUGGUCCCUCAUUUGGCUAAAGUGGAUGAAGCCCUCCAGCCUGGCUUGGCUGCCCUGACCUGGACAUCGCUGAAUAUUGAGUCGUAUUUAGAAAACACUUUUGCAAAGAUCAAGGACCUAGAGCUGCUGCUUCACCGGGUCAGCGAUUUGAUUGAGUUCCGCAUCGAUGCCGUCCUGGAGGAAAUGAGCAGCCUUCCCCUCUGUCAGCUCCCCAGGGAGGAGCCACUCGCCUGUGAAGAGUUUCUCCAAAUGACAAAGGACCUUUGUGUAAACGGUGCUCAGAUACUACACUUUAAAAGCUCCUUAGUGGAGGAAGCAGUCAAUGAACUAAUAAAUAUGCUGCUGGAUGUGGAAGAAAAUGAAAAAGUAUCCAAUGAGAAUAAUGCUGAUUCAGAAAACAGAGCUCCAGCAAAAAGGGCAGAAGGAGAUUUGAAUGCCUUGACACCUUCCACUAAUUCUGGGGCUGGCCCCAUGCCCUCGACAGCAAGCACAAGGAAGAAGAAGGAGACUGAGAUGUUAGAGGAAGAAGCCUGCGAGUUGCUCUCUCAUUUCAACCAUCGGAACACAGAUGCUCUUCUUAGAGUUACAAGGAAUACACUGGAGGCCAUUCGCAAGCGCAUCUAUUCCUCCCACUCAGUUAACUUCCUGGAUAGCAAUGGUGCAUUGAAGAUGAAGCAGAACACACUGCCUAUUUUCCGGGCAGGCAUGACCUUGGCUAUUCCCAACAUUGCCAUGGUGCCUGCACUGGAGGAUGUACAGCAGACGUUGAACAAAGCUGUGGAUUGUAUCGUUGGUGUCCCCAAGGGGGUCAGACAGUGGAGCAGCGAGCCAGAGUCCAAGAAAAAGAUGCAUGAAAGAAAAAUGGCUGCUCUGUGUAAAAAUGAAGACAGUGAUUCUGAAAUGGGAGAAAAUGAACUUCAAGAUACCUUGGAGGUGGCAUCAGUGAACUUACCCAUCCCUGUGCAAACCAAGAACUAUUAUAAGAGUGUUUCUGACAACAAAGAGAUUGUGAAAUUAGUGUCUGUGCUUAGCACCAUCAUCAGUUCUACCAGAAAGGAAGUUAUUGCAGCCAUGGAUUGCUUCAAACGCUAUAAUCAUAUUUGGCAAAAGGAAAAAGAAGAAACCAUUAUGACGUUUAUUGUACAAAACCCUUUGCUUUCUGAAUUUGAGUCCCAGAUUCUUUACUACCAAAACCUGGAACAGGAAAUUAAUGCUGAGCCUGAGUAUAUCUGUGUGGGUCCCAUUGCACUGUACACAGCUGACUUGAAAUUUGCCCUGACUACUGAGAUCAAAGCCUGGAUGGUUGUCAUUGGCCGCCACUGUAACAAAAAAUACAGGAGUGAGAUGGAAAACAUUUUUACCCUUGUCGAAGAAUUCAGUAAGAAACUGAACCGCCCAAUUAAGGAUCUAGAUGAUAUUCGGAUUGCAAUGGCUGCACUGAAAGAAAUCAGGGACCAGCAAAUCCUCGUGGAUUUUCAAGUUGGACCCAUUGAGGAAUCUUAUGCCCUGCUUAACAAAUAUGGACUUCUGAUAGCAAAGGAAGAGAUGGACGAAGUGGACACGCUGCGCUAUGCUUGGGAGAAGCUGCUGGCAAGGGCCAGUGAGGUGCACAAUGAAUUAGUGUCCCUGCAGCCCGCUUUCAGGAAGGAGCUUAUUGGUACCGUGGGGAUUUUCCUCCAAGACUGUCGCCAGUUUUACCUGGACUAUGAUUUGAAUGGUCCAAUGGCAAGUGGCUUGAGUCCCCAGGAAGCCAGUGAUAGGCUUAUGAUGUUUCAGAAUCAAUUUGAUAAUAUCUAUCGGAAAUACAUCACCUAUACUGGAGGAGAGGAACUUUUUGGUCUGCCCGUGACCCAGUAUCCCCAGCUUCUUGAAAUAAAGAAACAGUUAAAUCUUCUUCAGAAAAUAUACACGCUGUACAACAGGGUCCUAGAGACUGUAAAUAGUUAUCAAGAUACGCUUUGGUCAGAAGUGAAUAUUGAAAACAUCAACAGCGAACUCUUAGAAUUGCAGAACAGGUGUCGGAAGCUGCCCCGGGCGUUGAAAGACUGGCAGGCUUAUUUGGAUUUGAAGAAGACCAUUGAUGAUUUCAGCGAGUGCUGCCCCCUGCUGGAAUACAUGGCCAGCAAAGCCAUGAUGGAUAGGCACUGGGAGAGGAUCACCGUUCUCACCGGGCACAGUCUGGACGUGGGGAGCGAAACCUUCAAGUUAAGGAAUAUUAUGGAGGCACCUCUUCUGAAAUACAAAGAGGAAAUAGAGGACAUCUGCAUCAGUGCGGUCAAAGAGCGAGACAUUGAACAAAAGCUGAAGCAAGUGAUUAAUGAAUGGGACAGCAAAACCUUCACAUUUGGCACCUUUAAAACCCGUGGAGAACUCCUCCUGCGAGGAGACAGCACCUCAGAAAUCAUUGCCAACAUGGAGGACAGCUUGAUGUUGCUGGGUUCCCUCCUGAGCAACAGAUACAACAUGCCAUUCAAAGCCCAGAUUCAGAAAUGGGUGCAGUACCUUUCCAACUCGACUGACAUUGUGGAGAACUGGAUGACUGUGCAGAACUUGUGGGUUUAUCUGGAAGCCGUCUUCGUGGGGGGAGACAUUGCCAAGCAGCUGCCCAAGGAAGCCAAGCGCUUUUCCAAUAUAGAUAAAUCUUGGGUGAAGAUCAUGACUCGGGCCCACGAAAUGCCCAGCGUGGUCCAGUGCUGUGUGGGAGAUGAGGUGAUGGGGCGGCUGUUACCACACUUGCUGGACCAAUUGGAAAUAUGCCAGAAGUCCCUCACUGGGUACUUGGAGAAGAAGCGGCUGUGCUUCCCUCGAUUCUUCUUCGUCUCGGAUCCUGCUCUCCUGGAGAUCCUGGGGCAGGCGUCCGACUCCCACACGAUACAAGCCCACUUGCUGACUGUGUUCGACAACAUUAAAACCGUCAGGUUCCAUGACAAGAUCUAUGAUCGGAUUCUGUCUGUUUCCUCUCGAGAGGGUGAGACAAUUGAACUGAACAGCCCUGUGAUGGCAGAGGGUAAUGUGGAGGUCUGGCUGAAUUCUCUCUUGGAGGAAUCUCAGUACUCACUACAUCGUGUAAUUCGCCAAGCAGCUGAAAAUAUUCAAGAAACAGGUUUCCAACUGAUUGAAUUUCUUUCUUCUUUCCCUGCUCAGGUUGGCUUAUUGGGCAUUCAAAUGAUAUGGACGCGGGAUGCUGAAGAAGCCCUUAGAAAUGCCAAAUUUGAUAAAAAGAUCAUGCAGAAAACCAACCAGUCUUUCCUGGAGCUCCUUAACACACUAAUAGACAUCACCACAAAGGAUCUGAGCUCCGUGGAACGUGUUAAAUAUGAGACUUUGAUUACAAUUCACGUGCACCAGAGAGAUAUCUUUGAUGACCUGUGUCAUAUGCACAUCAAGAGCCCCACGGACUUUGAGUGGCUGAAACAGUGCAGAUUUUAUUUUAAUGAAGAUUCUGACAAGAUGAUGAUCCACAUCACAGAUGUGGCUUUUAUAUACCAGAAUGAAUUUUUAGGCUGCUCUGACAGGCUUGUCAUAACUCCGCUCACAGACAGGUGUUACAUCACCUUGGCCCAAGCCCUGGGCAUGAGCAUGGGCGGCGCCCCUGCUGGGCCUGCGGGGACAGGCAAGACCGAAACCACCAAAGAUAUGGGGCGAUGUCUCGGGAAGUAUGUUGUGGUUUUCAAUUGUUCAGACCAGAUGGAUUUCAGAGGACUUGGACGGAUAUUUAAAGGAUUGGCGCAGUCUGGAUCCUGGGGUUGUUUUGAUGAAUUUAACCGCAUUGAUCUCCCAGUUCUCUCAGUCGCAGCUCAGCAAAUUUCCAUCAUUCUCACAUGUAAAAAAGAGCAUAAAAAAUCUUUUAUAUUUACUGAUGGUGAUAAUGUGACUAUGAACCCCGAAUUUGGACUUUUUCUAACCAUGAACCCUGGCUAUGCUGGGAGGCAGGAACUCCCUGAAAACUUGAAGAUUAACUUCCGCUCUGUGGCCAUGAUGGUCCCAGACCGACAGAUUAUCAUAAGGGUGAAGCUAGCCAGUUGCGGCUUCAUUGACAACAUUGUCCUGGCCAGGAAGUUUUUCACGCUGUACAAGCUGUGUGAGGAGCAGCUUUCCAAGCAGGUCCAUUAUGACUUUGGUCUACGCAACAUUCUUUCAGUUCUGCGGACACUGGGGGCUGCAAAGAGAGCCAACCCCACAGAUACAGAAUCCACCAUCGUCAUGCGAGUGCUACGAGACAUGAAUCUUUCCAAACUGAUUGAUGAGGAUGAACCCUUAUUUUUAAGUUUGAUUGAAGAUCUCUUCCCAAACAUACUUCUGGACAAGGCAGGUUACCCUGAACUGGAAACGGCAAUUAGUAAACAGGUUGAAGAAGCUGGCUUGGUCAACCACCCCCCUUGGAAACUGAAGGUCAUCCAGCUGUUUGAGACACAGCGGGUGAGGCACGGAAUGAUGACCCUGGGGCCCAGCGGAGCGGGGAAGACCACCUGCAUCCACACCUUGAUGAAGGCCAUGUCAGAUUGUGGAAAACCACACCGGGAAAUGAGGAUGAAUCCCAAAGCAAUCACUGCCCCACAGAUGUUCGGGCGGCUGGACGUGGCCACAAAUGACUGGACUGAUGGGAUAUUUUCUACCCUUUGGAGGAAAACUCUGAGAGCUAAGAAAGGGGAACAUAUCUGGAUAGUUCUUGAUGGUCCAGUUGAUGCCAUCUGGAUUGAAAAUCUGAAUUCUGUUUUGGAUGAUAAUAAAACCCUAACUCUUGCCAAUGGUGAUCGGAUUCCUAUGGCUCCAAACUGCAAAAUCAUUUUUGAACCUCAUAACAUUGACAAUGCUUCUCCUGCUACCGUCUCAAGAAAUGGAAUGGUCUUCAUGAGUUCUUCUAUCCUUGAUUGGAGUCCUAUUCUUGAGGGUUUUCUUAAGAAACGCUCCCCUCAAGAAGCUGAAGCCCUGCGCCAGCUCUAUACCGAGUUCUUCCCGGACCUGUAUCGCUUCAGCGUUCAGAACUUGGAGUGCAAGAUGGAGCUGCUGGAGGCCUUUGUGAUCACGCAGAGCAUCAACAUGCUGCAGGGCCUCAUCCCUCCCAAGGAGCAGGGUGCGGAGGUCGGGCCCGAGCACCUGGCCAGGCUGCUGGUCUUCGCCCUGCUGUGGAGCGUGGGGGCCGCACUGUGGCUGCGCUCUGGGCGUGCACAGCCCGCGCACCUGCCGCCGCUGGACGAGCCCGGAAACUCCGCCUUCGACUACUUCGUGGGGCCCGACGGCACCUGGCUGCACUGGAACACUCGCAUCCAGGAGUAUGUAUAUCCACCUGACGCCACGCCGGAGUACGGCUCCAUCCUGGUGCCAAAUGUUGACAACGUGAGGACCGACUUUCUAAUUAAGACCAUUGCUAAGCAGGGCAAGGCAGUGCUGUUGAUUGGUGAACAAGGAACAGCCAAAACAGUCAUCAUCAAAGGAUUCAUGUCAAAGUAUGAUCCUGAAAGUCACAUGAUCAAAAGUUUGAACUUCUCUUCUGCAACCACCCCAUUGAUGUUUCAGAGGACAAUAGAGAGUUAUGUGGAUAAACGCAUGGGUACAACAUAUGGCCCUCCUGCAGGAAAGAAGAUGACUAUUUUUAUUGAUGAUGUGAAUAUGCCAAUAAUCAAUGAAUGGGGAGAUCAGGUUACCAAUGAGAUCGUCCGGCAGCUGAUGGAACAGAAUGGAUUCUAUAACCUGGAGAAGCCUGGGGAAUUCACCAGCAUUGUGGACGUCCAGUUCCUGGCUGCCAUGACCCACCCCGGUGGUGGACGCAAUGACAUCCCGCAGAGACUGAAGAGGCAGUUCUCUGUCUUUAACUGCACCCUGCCCUCGGAGGCUUCCAUGGACAAGAUCUUUGGUGUGAUCGGAGCAGGCUACUACUGCACCCAGAGGGGUUUCUCAGAGGAAGUGAGAAAUUUGGUGAUGAAACUGGUGCCUCUCACACGCCGACUAUGGCAGAUGACCAAGAUUAAAAUGCUCCCUACACCUGCAAAAUUCCAUUAUGUAUUUAACCUUCGAGAUCUUUCUAGGAUCUGGCAGGGGAUGUUGAAAAGUACUUCAGAGGUCAUCAAACAACCAGAUGAGCUGUUAAAGCUGUGGAAACACGAAUGUAAACGUGUGGUAGCCGAUCGCUUCACUGCGUCUGAAGAUGUGACCUGGUUUGAUCAGACUUUAGUAAGUUUGGUAGAGGAAGAGUUCGGUGAAGAGAAAAAACCGUUGGUGGAUUAUGGAAUCGAUGCUUAUUUUGUGGAUUUCUUGCGGGAUGCACCUGAAGCUAUAGGUGAAACUUCUGAGGGAGCUGAUGCUGAAAUGCCCAAAAUUUAUGAGCCAAUUGACUCUUUCAGUCACCUGAAAGAGCGUUUGAACACGUUCCUGCAGCUGUACAAUGAGAGUGUCCGCGGCGCUGGCAUGGACAUGGUCUUCUUUGAAGACGCCAUGGUUCACUUAGUCAAGAUCUCUCGAGUCAUUCGUACUCCGCGGGGAAAUGCCCUCCUUGUUGGAGUGGGCGGGUCAGGAAAGCAGAGCCUAACAAGGUUGGCGUCUUUCAUUGCUGGCCAUACUUCCUUCCAGAUCACACUAACAAGAUCCUACAACACAUCGAAUCUGAUGGACGACCUGAAAGUUUUGUAUAGAACAGCUGGGCAGCAGGGCAAAGGAAUCACUUUUAUUUUCACAGACAAUGAGAUUAAAGAUGAGUCAUUCUUGGAAUACAUGAACAACGUUUUGUCAUCAGGCGAGGUCUCCAACCUAUUUGCUCGUGAUGAAAUUGAUGAAAUUAAUAGUGAUCUGACAUCAGUCAUGAAGAAGGAACACCCCAGGCACCCUCCUACUAACGAGAACUUGUAUGACUACUUCAUGGGCCGGGUCCGAAGGAAUCUCCACAUCGUGCUCUGCUUUUCUCCUGUCGGGGAGAAAUUUCGAACUCGAGCUUUGAAGUUCCCUGCCCUUAUUUCAGGGUGCACGAUCGACUGGUUCAGCCGGUGGCCUAAGGACGCCUUAGUCGCUGUGUCCGAACACUUCCUCUCUUCCUAUGAUAUUGACUGUAGUUUGGAAACCAAGAAGGAGGUGGUCCAAUGCAUGGGCUCUUUCCAGGAUGGUGUGGCUGAGAAGUCUGUGGAUUAUUUCCAGAGAUUCAGGCGUUCCACCCAUGUGACUCCCAAAUCAUACCUCUCCUUUAUUCAGGGCUACAAGUUCAUAUACGGGGAGAAGCAUUUAGAAGUGCAGACCUUGGCCAACAGAAUGAAUACUGGACUGGAAAAACUAAAAGAAGCUUCAGAAUCAGUGGCAGCCCUGAGCAAAGAACUGGAAGUAAAGGAAAAGGAGUUGCAAGUGGCCAAUGAUAAAGCUGACAUGGUCUUAAAGGAAGUGACAAUGAAAGCACAGGCUGCUGAAAAAGUCAAGGCUGAGGUGCAGAAGGUGAAGGACAAAGCCCAGGUCAUUGUAGACAGCAUCUCGAAAGACAAAGCUAUUGCUGAAGAGAAACUAGAAGCAGCAAAGCCAGCUUUAGAAGAAGCAGAAGUCGCACUGCAGACCAUCAAGCCCUCUGACAUUGCCACCGUCCGCACGCUAGGCAGACCCCCUCACCUCAUCAUGCGGAUCAUGGAUUGCGUGCUGCUGCUGUUUCAAAGGAAGGUCAACGUGGUUAAAAUUGACCUGGAGAAAAGCUGCACCAUACCCUCCUGGCAGGAAUCUUUAAAACUCAUGACUGCGGGGAACUUUUUACAGAACUUACAGCAAUUCCCAAAAGACACAAUCAACGAAGAAGUGAUAGAAUUUUUGGGUCCUUACUUUGAAAUGCCGGACUACAACAUUGAAACUGCUAAACGCGUGUGUGGGAAUGUGGCUGGGCUUUGUUCCUGGACCAAAGCCAUGGCUUCCUUCUUUUCUAUAAACAAAGAGGUGCUGCCUCUGAAGGCUAACUUGGUGGUGCAGGAGAAUCGUCACGUCCUAGCCAUGCAGGAUCUGCAGAAAGCCCAGGCUGAGCUGGAUGCAAAGCAAGCGGAGCUUGAUGUGGUACAGGCUGAGUAUGAACAGGCCGUGGCAGAGAAGCAGGCCCUUCUUGGAGACGCAGAGCGGUGCCGGCGUAAGAUGCAGACAGCCUCCACGCUCAUCAGUGGCUUGGCAGGGGAAAAGGAGAGAUGGACUGAGCAGAGCAAAGAAUUUGCUGCGCAGACCAAAAGGCUUGUAGGGGAUGUAUUGUUGGCUACAGCUUUUCUGUCUUAUUCGGGUCCAUUUAACCAAGAGUUUCGAGAUCUGUUGUUAAACGACUGGAAGAAGGAAAUGAAAGCUCGGAACAUUCCAUUUGGAAACAAUUUCAAUCUCAGUGAGAUGUUGAUUGAUGCUCCUACUAUUAGUGAGUGGAACCUCCAAGGUCUGCCUAAUGAUGACCUGUCCAUUCAGAAUGGAAUUAUUGUCACAAAGGCAUCUCGCUACCCAUUGCUAAUCGAUCCACAGACUCAAGGCAAGAUCUGGAUUAAAAAUAAAGAAAGUCAAAAUGAACUCCAGAUCACAUCUCUAAAUCACAAGUACUUCAGAAACCACCUGGAGGACAGCCUUUCUCUUGGAAGACCCUUGCUUAUUGAAGACAUCGGGGAGGAGCUAGACCCAGCUCUGGAUAAUGUUUUGGAAAGAAACUUCAUUAAAACUGGAUGUACCUUUAAGGUGAAAGUGGGUGACAAGGAAGUGGAUGUUAUGGAUGGCUUCAGACUCUAUAUUACUACCAAACUGCCCAAUCCAGCCUACACUCCUGAAAUCAGUGCACGGACCUCCAUCAUUGACUUCACCGUCACCAUCAAAGGUCUGGAAGAUCAACUACUGGGAAGAGUCAUUCUCACAGAGAAGCAGGAAUUAGAGAAAGAAAGAACUCAUUUGAUGGAAGAUGUAACCGCAAACGAAAGGAGGAUGAAGGAACUAGAAGAUAAUUUGCUUUACCGUCUGACAAGCACUCAAGGGUCCCUGGUGGAAGACGAGAGUCUAAUUGUUGUACUGAGUAACACCAAAAAGACAGCGGAAGAAGUGACGCAGAAGCUGGAAAUUUCUGCGGAGACAGAAAUUCAAAUUAACUCCGCCCGGGAGGAAUACAGACCUGUUGCAACGCGGGGCAGCAUCCUCUACUUCCUCAUCACUGAGAUGCGCUUGGUUAAUGAGAUGUAUCAGACUUCGCUUCGCCAGUUUCUGGGCUUGUUUGAUCUCUCCUUAGCCAGGUCCAUCAAGAGUCCAAUCACAAGUAAGAGAAUUGCUAAUAUCAUUGAGCACAUGACCUAUGAGGUUUACAAGUGGGCCGCCCGAGGGCUGUAUGAGGAGCACAAAUUCCUGUUCACCUUGCUGCUAACCCUGAAGAUUGACAUCCAGAGGAACCGAAUCAAGCAUGAAGAGUUUCUCACUCUUAUUAAAGGUGGUGCCUCAUUGGACCUCAAAGCCUGUCCUCCUAAACCAGCAAAAUGGAUCCUGGAUAUGACUUGGCUGAAUUUGGUAGAACUUAGCAAACUUAGGCAGUUUUCAGAUGUCCUUGAUCAGAUAUCAAGAAAUGAGAAAAUGUGGAAAAGUUGGUUUGAUAAAGAGAACCCAGAGGAGGAGCCUCUUCCAAAUGCCUAUGACAAAUCUCUUGACUGUUUCCGAUGUCUUCUCCUUAUUAGAUCCUGGUGUCCUGACAGGACCAUUGCCCAGGCCCGCAAGUAUAUCAUGGACUCUAUGGGGGAAAAAUAUGCAGAAGGAGUUAUUCUGGACUUGGAAAAGACAUGGGAGGAGUCAGACCCACGGACACCACUCAUCUGCCUCUUAUCAAUGGGCUCAGACCCCACAGAUUCCAUCAUUGCCUUGGGGAAGAGAUUAAAAAUAGAAACCCGAUAUGUGUCCAUGGGCCAAGGCCAGGAUGUCCACGCUCGAAAACUAUUGCAACAGAGCAUGGCAAAUGGAGGAUGGGCACUCUUACAGAACUGCCACCUGGGGCUUGAUUUCCUGGAUGAAUUAAUGGACACAGUUACAGAAACCGAGACUGUACAUGAUGCUUUCCGCCUGUGGAUGACCACCGAGGUCCACGCGCAGUUUCCCAUUGCCCUCCUUCAGAUGUCCAUUAAGUUUGCCAAUGAGCCUCCACAGGGCCUCCGGGCGGGGCUGAAACGAACCUACGGUGGCAUGAGCCAGGACCUGCUGGAGGCGAGUGCCGGGGUGCAGUGGAAGCCCGUACUGUAUGCAGUGGCUUUCUUGCACUCCACAGUCCAGGAGAGGCGCAAGUUUGGUCCCCUGGGGUGGAAUAUCCCCUAUGAAUUUAAUCAAGCAGACUUCAAUGCCACAGUGCAGUUCAUCCAAAACCACUUAGAUGACAUGGAUAUCAAAAAGGGCAUCUCCUGGACCACUGUCCGCUACAUGAUCGGCGAGAUUCAAUAUGGCGGUAGAGUCACGGACGACUAUGACAAGAGGUUGUUGAACACAUUUGCCAAGGUUUGGUUCAGUGAGAACAUAUUUGGGCCUGAUUUCAGCUUUUACCAAGGGUACCACAUUCCGAAAGGCACCACAGUGGACCACUAUCUUCAAUAUGUCCAGGGUCUGCCGGCCUACGACAGUCCCGAGGUGUUUGGGCUGCACCCCAACGCCGACAUAACCUACCAGAGCAAGCUGGCCAAGGACGUGCUGGAUACCAUCCUGGGCGUGCAGCCUAAGGACAGCUCGGGGGGAGGAGCUGAGACCCGGGAGGCCGUGGUGGCCCGGCUGGCUGAAGACAUGCUGGAGAAGCUGCCCCCGGACUACAGCCCCUUUGAAGUGAAAGAGAGGCUGCAGAAGAUGGGGCUGUUCCAGCCGAUGAACAUUUUCCUCAGACAGGAGAUAGACCGGAUGCAGAGGGUACUCAGCCUUGUCCGCAGCACCCUGACCGAGCUGAAACUUGCUAUCGAUGGCACCAUCAUCAUGAGUGAAAAUCUGCGCGAUGCACUGGAUUGUAUGUUUGAUGCCAGGAUCCCCGCUCGCUGGAAAAAAGCAUCGUGGGUUUCAAGCACGCUUGGUUUCUGGUUUACUGAACUCCUAGAAAGGAACUGCCAGUUUACCUCCUGGAUCUUUAAUGGCCGACCCCACUGCUUUUGGAUGACAGGCUUUUUUAACUCCCAAGGCUUUUUAACUGCAAUGCGACAGGAAAUAACUCGGGCCAACAAAGGCUGGGCUCUGGACAAUAUGGUCCUUUGUAAUGAAGUCACCAAGUGGAUGAAGGAUGAUAUUUCCUCCCCUCCCACAGAGGGCGUCUAUGUGUACGGCUUGUACCUGGAAGGCGCUGGGUGGGACCGGAAGAACAUGAGACUCACUGAAUCAAAACCCAAAGUGCUCUUUGAGUUGAUGCCUGUCAUAAGGAUUUAUGCAGAAAACAACACCCCAAGAGAUCCUCGGUUUUACUCUUGCCCGAUUUACAAGAAGCCAGUUCGAACGGACUUGAACUACGUCGCUGCUGUGGACCUCAGGACCGUCCAGGCCCCAGAACACUGGGUGCUCCGUGGGGUUGCCCUUCUUUGUGACGUCAAGUGAUGUAGGAAUGUACCACAUGUAAUGACCUGGAAAAUGCAAGGUCCAAGUUAUUACUAUCUUUAUUUCUCUAUGAGUGCUGAACAGUGUGAAUGUUAGCACACAGUGAACCAGCUCAGUAUCAGCAAGGAUAUGGCCCCAUCAGGGGACUGAGCAGAGCCAAGUCCUGGUGUUCCUGAGCAGCUCCUUUACCCUAGAUGCUGUUUGCCUGCAGAGAAAACAAAUAUACAACCAGCAAAAAAUCUAACAGAGGAGCCCAUUCUACUGCAAGAGGGGAGAGAACUACUUGUCAUCUAUGAAGGGAUCUGCAAGGGCUCUGUGACUGACUGUCUCUUAAUAAGAUAUGGCUACCAUUUUAAAUUAAUUUUCAGGAUGUGAUUUUAGGUGUGAUGUCUCUAUGUGAAAUAGGCAUUUUCACCACUCUAUCUGAACACUGAAAAUUGCUUUCUUUGC